Eruca vesicaria subsp. sativa (arugula) is the source of this 315-nucleotide messenger RNA. Lineage: Eukaryota; Viridiplantae; Streptophyta; Magnoliopsida; Brassicales; Brassicaceae. The record is from the annotation of a GenBank genome assembly.
AUGGGACCAGAUGGUCACAUGGCGUCCUUGUUCCCGGGACAUGAUCAGAUCAAUGAGAAAGUGAAAUGGGUUACAUUUAUUACCGAUUCACCUAAACCCCCACCAAAACGGAUCACUUUUACUCUACCGGUUAUCAACUGUGCUUCAUACAAUGUUAUGGCCGUGUGUGAUAAAGAACAAGCUGAUUCGGUUGAGGCUGCUCUUACUCACACCAAAGAUGUACCUGCUGGUAGGCUAACCGCGGAUGUUGAAGUGGUCUGGUUCCUUGACCAAGCAGCUGCGUCUAAACUCAAAGGCGGGUGCUCGAUCCUUUGA